Molecule: messenger RNA, 2310 nt
Organism: Bursaphelenchus okinawaensis
Lineage: Eukaryota; Metazoa; Nematoda; Chromadorea; Rhabditida; Aphelenchoididae
Source: the annotation of a GenBank genome assembly
AUGACAAAACUACCAGCUUUAAUAUUCUGUUUCUUAUCGUACGUUUACUCUGCUUCUACUGUCAACAAUUUGGCCACUAAGCUAGGUAUGUUGUUACAAAAGGUUUCCGUAUUUUACCUCAAAAUUUUUGAGAAAAGAAGCUUUUAAAGAGCUGUUUCAUAAUUUUUCUUAGAAGUUUAAAAAAUAUUGUUAUAGAUCGUUCAAAUAAUUUGGAGCUCUUCAAUUUUAAAAACUUGCUUCAAAGAAAGCACAAAAUUAUUUGAACAAUCUAAUAUCAACAUAAAAUUUUGAAGUUCUCACGUAAAUCUAUUAACUUCGAAACAAAUUACGCAUGCAAAUGUAAAGUUUUUACUUCCUUACAUUGUUAACAUACUAUAACAAAAGAAUUUAAUGAUUUACCACGACAAUAGCAUCAUUAAAACAACAAAAGAAAGCUUUUAGCCAACGAAUGUUUUACCCCAAUAUUACGUCGAGGAAUAUCAAAUGCUGUUCCUAUCGCUGAGCUAUGGAAUGUCAGUCCCUUUGACUGUGUUUCAUACUGUGUUUUGAACACUGUCAAAAGUGGGGUGAGUAUAUAAUAUUCAAUUUUUUUGUUUAGCGAAGUCUUUUUUUUGUGUUUAAUCUUUACCCUUUUCAACUAAUUUAAAAUUUUUUUGUGAAUUAGAACCCAUAAAAUUAAAAAAAGCAAUCACAAUGUUUUAGGAUGGUUGCUCAUCUUUAGUGUAUCAUAAAAACUUCAAAACAUGUCAGCUUUACAAUCAUGAUGGCAACUAUGAUGGCUCAAAAAUAGUCUUUGCUCCUGGGCAUGAUUAUUAUAAUCGAACUUCUUUUACCGGCAUUUGUGCUGAUCCUAUUGGUAAGUAUACUCGUUUUUAAUGUAAACCGGCUCUGUCAGGGAAAAUGUUUUUAAAAUUUUUUUAAAACGAGUUUAUUUGUGUAGAUGAGGUUUGGUAAAAUAAAACAAUCAAAACUUUUUAGGGGUUUUCAUAAUAUUAGGUGCAGGGUCGGGCGGGGACUUUUGGUCUGGGGGCGGGGGUCCAAAAAAUCGGCACAGGUAGCCCUCACCUGUGCCGAUUUUUUGCGAAAUUUUUUUUUCCGAAAAUCCACAGGGGGGGGGGACCACGUUCAAUUUUUUUUCAAAAAAUUUUUUUUCUGCGGGGGGAGGGGGGGGGGAGGGUACCCCCCGUCCCCCCCCUUGCGCCCGGCCCUGAUUAGGUGCCAACAUAAAGACAGGUUCUUUAGUCGGCAUCUAAUACAUAAAUGCGCCAAAAGUUCUGUUACAAAACUUUACCGGUGGUUUUCUGUACGUUGUGGUUAAAUUAUUUAAAAUUUUUUAUUUUAGCUUAUUCUCCCUGUUUUUUUAUUGUAUAAUCAUAAAAUUUAAGUCUUCAUUCUCUACCGUCUGUCUGGAUUUAGAUGUCAAACAUGAGAGCUAUCGUCAUCAAAUUAUGUAGAAGAUUUAACUUCAAUUUUUGUUUUAAUUUUUUAAAAAUUUAUAAAAAACGUCGUAUUUUACACUAUUUUUUAUUAAUAUUGAGUUUUUAAAACUAUAGUUCACAUUAAUUUUAGCCCCCUCAAGACCCUAUCCUCAAGGCCAAACUCGUCCAAAGGCUCAUUCCAUUAACACAUUGAGAGCUGACCAACCAGUCCAUGUUAAUCCAGUACAACAAAAGUUUGGAAAGAAGAGUGAACACUACUUUUUAUCGAAUCUACCUACUACAACAUGUAAAGAAGACCAAAUCAACGCUUACAUCUUGGCCUCAAGCUUUGGAUUGGGUAACAAUGAAAGUCCUAGAGUAGUGAUUAAUGGAGUUGAUCGUGAAGGUUGUAGCAACUACUGUACUCAGAAUAUUGUAAGGGUUAUGUUGUAGAAAUGUGUCUUAGUUUUAGCAUUGAUUUUUGAUGAUAAUUGAAGAUAUUUUAGACAACUUCUUUCAUAAAAAACGGAACCUUACUGCGUAUUUUACCUUAUAGAUAAAAACAGUCUUUUUUCAGAACGCCGUAGGCGACCGUAGCAGUUGUAUCCUCUUCACUCAUGACAGUAUUGAAGAAACCUGUAGUCUGUACGAUGAAGCUGUGAAAGAAAUUGGAAUUUUCACCAAAAUUGAACCCAGAUUAAAGCCAUUUUCUGUAGCUGAAAGAAUUUGCAUAAGCAAGAACGUUGGUUGUGAAGAUGGUAUCUCAGCUUUCAGUUUGAUAUACAAACAAAAGAUCAAUGGAUACGUGCUUGGACAAGUCAAUAACUUGGAAACUAUAGUAGAUUGUCUCAACAUUUGCUUCGGGAAUCCACAGUGUAAAGUAAGUUUUUGA